Messenger RNA from Solanum dulcamara, 3792 nucleotides. RefSeq names its product probable LRR receptor-like serine/threonine-protein kinase At3g47570. The coding region runs from base 81 to 3443 and encodes 1120 amino acids. Lineage: Eukaryota; Viridiplantae; Streptophyta; Magnoliopsida; Solanales; Solanaceae. Gene Ontology annotation, molecular function: protein binding; protein kinase activity; ATP binding. The transcript has 4 exons. Gene Ontology annotation, biological process: protein phosphorylation. The record is from RefSeq and is a predicted model, not a curated record. Gene Ontology annotation, cellular component: plasma membrane.
ACUACAGUAGAGCAUACUAAUAUUUAUAAUUGAACACUUUUUUUUCUUGUUUUAAUAAAUACUUACUACAAACAUCCCUCAUGGAGAAAUCAUACUCUUUUUUUCUUUCUGUUGUCUUGCAAUUACUCUGUUUCUUAGAGGCCACAAAUACAAGCACUGAUCAAUCUGCUCUUAUUGCCUUCAAACACAGAGUUACUCUAAACUCUUCUCAUAUGAGUUUAAUAUCCCAAAAUUGGUCUUCUCAAGUUUCUGUUUGCGAUUGGAUUGGAGUCACUUGCGACCCUCGCCACCAUAGGGUGACUGCAUUGAAUGUAUCCAACAUGGACAUUUAUGGGUCAGUUCCGCCACAAUUGGGAAACCUCUCGUUUCUUGUUUCUCUAGAUGUGAGCAGAAACAAUUUCCAUGGACACCUACCUCAAGAUUUGUCUAAUUUACGUAGACUGAAGGUGAUGAAUCUUGGAUUCAAUAAUUUCAGUGGAGAAAUUCCAACGUGGUUUGGUUUCUAUUCUGAGCUUCAGAUGUUAAUUCUUGAUAACAACAGUUUCAAGGGUAUACGUCCUGCUUCUAUUUCUAACCUGUCUAGGUUAGAAACUCUCAGUGUUGGAUACAAUCAACUCCAAGGCGAUUUUCCCAAAGAUAUCGGCAACCUUCAGAGUCUGAAGGAGUUGGUUUUAGUCAAUAACCAACUUACUGGCUCUAUUCCAUUCUCCAUUUUCAACAUUUCCUCGUUGGAAAUUAUAGCGCUCACAAAUAAUCAUUUAUCAGGGAGUCUUCCUGUAGAUAUAUGUUGUCGUCUUCAAAGAAUAAAGAGCAUUGUAAUCAUUUCCAACAACUUGAGUGGUAAAAUUCCAACAGGUUUGUCUAACUGCACAGAAUUGUAUGAUUUGUCACUGUCAUACAAUAGCUUCACUGGGACUAUUCCACCAGAAAUAGUAAACUUGGAGAAGCUUCAGUUCUUAAACCUUGGGGGAAACAACUUGCAAGGCACAAUUCCUGCAAAGAUUGGUAAUUUACGGAAGUUGCAGGAAUUACAACUGGAGAACAAUCACAUCGUGGGUUCAAUACCGCGCACCAUAUCCAACUUAACAUCACUUUAUUCACUUAACUUCAACACCAACAAUUUAUCAGGCAUUAUACCCAGAGAGAUUGGGAAUCUUCACAAAUUGAAGAGAAUUCGUUUGCAAUAUAAUCAAUUAAGUGGUACUAUACCAGAAGAGCUCUUCAAUAUCUCUACGCUAAUAAGGGUGUCACUUGGAAACAAUAACCUUUCGGGAAGCCUUCCAUCUGCUUCAGGCUACCGGCUAACAAAUCUGGAGGUUUUGCAUUUGGGUCAUAACAGCAUUGGUGGAGUUAUACCCAGCUCAAUCUCCAAUUCUUCAAAUCUAAAGAAAUUACAUCUUUAUAAAAACAAAUUCAGCGGCCCAAUUCCUAACUCAUUGGGGAAUUUGAGGCAUCUUGAAGGUCUGAAGUUGUUCAAUAAUAACUUAUUAUCUCCGCAUCUAAGUAUCAUUGCUUCCUUGGCGAGCUGCAGAUCUUUGAUAGAAGUACAAUUAGGGGAUAAUCCUUUGAAUGGUGUUCUUCCAGAUUCUGUUGGCAAUCUCUCCACUUCUAUGGAAAUAUUUGAUUUAGAGCGUUCUGAAAUUAGAGGCCAGAUACCAUUAGGAAUUGGGAAUUUAAGUAACUUAAUCACUUUGUACCUAUCCAAUAAUGACUUGACUGGAUCAGUGCCAACAACAUUCUGUGAUUUACACAGUCUUCAAGGGGCAGUACUUGCUAAUAAUAGGUUAAGUGGACCCUUGCCAGAGUGCCUUUGCAAAUUAUCAUCCAUGAGCUUGGUUAAUUUGUCUUAUAAUCGGAUUUCGGGUCCAAUACCAUAUUGCAUUGGUAGUGCAACCUUUUUGAGACACAUUUAUCUAAAUUCAAAUAGGAUCACCAACAUACCCAUGAGUAUUUGGAGCCUCAAAGAUCUUUUGGAUCUUGACUUGUCAAAUAAUUCCUUGGUUGGUUCUUUGCCACUUGAUUUUGGAAAUUUGAAUGCCAUAAAACAUGUAGAUCUAUCGAAGAAUCACCUUUCUGGAAGUAUUCCCUCCUCAAUUGGAAAUUUGCAGAGACUAGAUUAUCUUUCUUUGGCUUAUAAUGAGUUACAAGGAUCUAUUCCGGAGUCAUUCGGGAAAAUGAUAAGUUUGGAAUCGGUGAAUCUAUCCAAUAAUAUUCUUUCAGGUACGAUUCCAAAAUCAUUAGAGUCACUUCGAUAUCUGAAGGAUUUCAAUGUAUCAUUCAAUAGAUUAGAAGGUGAAAUACCAAGUAAAGGACCUUUUCUCAAUUUCACCUCUCAAUCUUUUAUGGGAAAUGAAGAUUUAUGUGGCGGUUUGCUUUUCCGACCAUGUAUGACUUUUCGUCAUUCAAGUAGAAGCAAACUGAUUCUGAUUAUACUUGUCCCAAUGGGAGCUACAGUAAUGGUACUUGGCUCGAUAACUGUGUUUAAGUUAAGGAGACGUGGGAAUAGAAAUGUUCCAACUCAAGCCGAAUCCUUUCCUGCAACAACAUUAGCAAGGAUUUCAUACAUUGAAAUUGAAAGGGCAACUCAAGGGUUCGACCAAUGCAACUUUCUAGGCUCUGGAGGUUUUGGCUCUGUUUACAAGGGCAUGUUUGCAAACGGGAUGACUUUGUCAAUCAAAGUGUUUAAUCUACAGGUUGAAGGUGCAUUCAAGAGUUUUGACACUGAAUGUGAAGUUCUACGCAACCUUCGCCAUAGAAAUCUUACCAAAGUUAUCAGCAGUUGUACUAACUUGGAUUUUAAAGCAUUACUUCUAGAAUACAUGCCAAAUGGGAGCCUCGAGAAAUGGUUACAUUCUGAUGAUCACUUCUUGAAUAUGAUCCAAAGAUUACACAUAAUGAUCGAUGUUGCAUCAGCUUUGGAAUAUCUCCAUCAUGGUUAUGCAACAGUCGUUGUACAUAGUGACCUGAAACCUAGCAAUGUCUUGCUAGACGAAAGGUUGGUUGGACAUGUGAGUGACUUUGGAUUGGCCAAGUUAUUAGGAGAAGGGGAAUCAAUUGCUCAUACUAAAACACUUGCUACAUUGGGCUACAUCGCACCAGAGUAUGGAUUGGUGGGAUUAGUUUCAACAAAAUGUGAUGUGUACAGCUACGGCAUUAUGCUCAUGGAGACAUUCACAAGGAAAAAGCCAUAUGAUGAAAUGUUUCAAGAAAAUUUGGGCAUGAGGAGUUGGGUCUGUAGUUCACUACCUUCAACACCAGAGGAUAUUAUUGAUGCCACUUUAUUGAAACCAGAAGAGAUUGAUUUUAAGAAAAAGUUGCAUUGUGCGUCCUCUAUCUUUGAGUUGGCAUUGAAUUGUACAUCUGAAUCUCCUAAUGAGAGGAUGAACAUGAAAGAUGUCCUGGAAAGUAUCAAGAAGAUCCUGUUGGAAUUUCUUCGCAAUUGAUGUAGCAAGGUUUAUGCGAUGGUAAAUAUAGAUCCAACUUUUAAAAAUAUUCUGAGGCCGUCUGGAUAAAUUAUUUCCUUAUUGAUCAGGAAUAGAAAUGAUUGUUGUCUUGUCUAUAUCAUAUACUAUAUAGAAUUGGAACUUAAUAUUGUGCUUGCUAUUCUCAUUAUUACUUUCUGAGUUCAAGGAAAAAUUCAUUAGUGAGUAACAUAUAAUUUUAUAAGGAGUAGAACCAACAUUUUUUCUAUGGAAUUUAAUUGGGAUGAAUGUUGAAAAGUGAAGUAAACAACUCAAGUCUCCGCUUCUAUUAAUAAAUUUUUGCGUGUGCUGUACCAACUCAAAUUUGAAC